UUCAUGGCCACCAAACAACAUCCCGCCCGCCCCGGCUGCUGCGCAAACCAAACCAAACCCGAGAAAAACACUCGCGCGAUCGCCGGAAAUGCCUUGCCGCCCCUAGCGCCAGUGCGCAACUUGCUCCUGCUCCCGCUCCUGACCCCUGUCGGGUCUCACGCUCCCCAUUUGUUUACUCCCAGCCUCCGCACCGAAUCUUCUACUCUCCCUCCUCGCGCACCGGCCCGCUCACCCGCCUCCGCGCUUGCCGACAGGCCUUCUGCCGCUGCUAUGGCGAGUUCGCGGGCGGUUGCUACUUAACUGACGUCGGCGUCGGUCCGGGUCCUGCCGCCGGGCGUUGGCGCGGGGAGGCUCCGGGAGAUGGGGCGGCUGCGCCAAGGAGGGGGCGGGUGGGGCGGUGUCUGCGCCGUCCUCGCCGUCGGCUCGCUGGUCUCCGCCGUCGUCGUCCUUGGAGGCGGAGGUCAUCAGCAAUCUCAUGCACCUGCCUUUGGUCGUAAAGUUCUUCUAUCCAAAACAAGUGGCCAUCCAAAAGUCAACCUGGAUAAUAUACUUCAUCCAUCGCGAUUACAAGUUCCAACAUUACAAAGCUUAGGGCUAACUGUAAAAUUAUCAGCACCAACUAGUACAGAUGUGAACAAACAGUACGAUCAUUACGCACCGAGCCCAACAAUCAAACAUGAAGAUGAAGCCGUGUCAGCAUCCAAACAGGCAGUGCUGCCUACAAUGCAACCUAGUCUUUCACCUGAUCAUUUUUAUCAGCCACCGGAAAUAUCUCCAUCUAUACAGAGUGCAGGCCAACCUGCCCCUCCCUCACAAGUGGUUUCUCCUGCUACUCAAACAGGCAAUCAUCAUCUUCAAGAACAAAUGCCUGCAGCUUCGCCAUCUCCUCCAGUUGAACCGCAUGCGUCUCAUCCUAACAUUGCUGUGAAUACUCCGGCUGCCGCACCUUUUCUACCACAGCCACCCUGGUCAUCUCAACCGCCUCCACCUCCACCUUCCACUGGCAGUCAAUCAACACAGCCAGCUCCUUUACCCCGUAUAUAUGGCCAUUAAUAUGUUGCGACCUGUCAUUCAUAUGGCAAGCAGCUCCUUUGUCAUUCCAUACUCCUCCAACAGGCCAGGACACACUUAAAGU
Hordeum vulgare subsp. vulgare (domesticated barley) is the source of this 1135-nucleotide messenger RNA. Its product is annotated as vegetative cell wall protein gp1-like. The coding region runs from base 361 to 1053 and encodes 230 amino acids. The record is from RefSeq and is a predicted model, not a curated record. The transcript is spliced from 7 exons. Lineage: Eukaryota; Viridiplantae; Streptophyta; Magnoliopsida; Poales; Poaceae.